Mesoplodon densirostris (Blainville's beaked whale) is the source of this 2966-nucleotide messenger RNA. It is a transcript of the gene SIKE1, whose product is annotated as suppressor of IKBKE 1. The transcript has 5 exons. The record is from RefSeq and is a predicted model, not a curated record. The coding region runs from base 81 to 704 and encodes 207 amino acids. Lineage: Eukaryota; Metazoa; Chordata; Mammalia; Artiodactyla; Ziphiidae.
UGUAAAGCUGAGACCGGCUCAGGGAGAUCUGAACACUUCGCCCAGGUGAGCGGUGCUGCGACUGUCGUCCUGGGGCCGCUAUGAGCUGCACCAUCGAGAAGAUUCUGACAGACGCUAAGACUCUACUGGAGAGGCUGCGGGAGCACGAUGCGGCCGCCGAGUCGCUAGUGGAUCAAUCAGCGGCGCUGCACCGGCGGGUGGCCGCUAUGCGGGAGGCGGGGACAGCGCUUCCGGACCAGUAUCAAGAGGAUGCAUCCGAUAUAAAGGACAUGUCCAAAUACAAACCUCACAUUCUGCUGUCCCAAGAGAAUACACAGAUUAGAGACUUGCAGCAGGAAAACAGAGAGCUAUGGGUUUCCUUGGAGGAACACCAGGAUGCUUUGGAACUCAUCAUGAGCAAAUACCGGAAACAGAUGUUACAAUUAAUGGUUGCUAAAAAAGCAGUGGAUGCUGAACCAGUCCUGAAAGCUCACCAGUCUCACUCUGCAGAAAUUGAGAGUCAGAUUGACAGAAUCUGUGAAAUGGGAGAAGUGAUGAGGAAAGCAGUUCAAAUGGAUGAUGAUCAAUUUUGUAAGAUUCAGGAAAAACUAGCACAAUUAGAGCUUGAAAAUAAGGAACUUCGAGAAUUAUUGUCCAUCAGUAGUGAGUCUCUUCGGCUCAGGAAGGAAAACUCAAUGGACACUGCUUCCCAAGCCAUCAAAUAAUUCAACUUCUGAAUGACAGCUAGAGAUUGUUUAUCGAGGAAGGAAGUUAUUAUCUCUCUAUUCGAGUAUUGUCCAUUCAGUGUCUUGCCUCAGACUUGAUUUAACGUUGAUUAAAUGUAUCAAGUGGCAGUUUAGAAUUCGCAGUCAAAAGUGGCUGUCCACGAAACAGUUUUGGGGUAUGUUAGUGAAAAUACUCACUAAAAUACACUGAGUUUCACCAUUCCUUUCUCUAAGAGGCUACUUUUAAUUUUCAUUUCUGGGACCUCAAUUUAUAUGAACUGUUUUCAGUUCAUUUUUCUUCUUUCAUAUCUCUGAAACUUAGAGCAUUUUAUUAUAAACCAGCAAUUUUAUUUUAUAUAGGAUUGUAAAUUGCAAUUCUUAAAAAUUUAAAAGAGAUUAGCUUUUUCAAUCUAUUUGGCAUAAACUUGGAUUUGUUUCCAUUUGAGAAAAAUAAUACAAUUCCACAGAAGUAGAUUGGAAGAUUCUCUAAUUUGUAAUGUCAUUCACCUUUUUUGAAGUUUUAUGUCUCUCUGGUGCUAAGAGUUGGCACUUUAUGGCCUGGUGUCUUUACUCUUAAUUUGAGAGAACCUAUUGCUAUUCCCUGGGAAACAUACUUGAAAAUAAGUCAACUGUUUUUUUUCUAGUGGUAGUAUAAUCAUCGUAUUGUUCAAAUGCUGAAAAAUACAUCCUGUGUGGGUUUACGCACACAUGUGCUCUUAGUUCAGAUGCUAAAAGUAACUUUUAUUUAUUCUAUUAGAUGUUAGUAGUCAAUUUUUCAAUUUUGUCCUACUAGGAAAUCUUCAGCUUGGGUAGUUUACCCAGUGUGAAGAAGAUAUAAUAGGUUUAUUCACAUCAUAGUUCUUAGGUACUACAUUCUACAGUUUAUAUAUAACUUCCAUUUAUAAUUAAGAACCAUCACUUACUUGGAUGUCUUUCAUUACUAGUACUAGUAGUUGGCUUUCUUUUUAGAUCCAUUUUUCACAAGGAAGCAAAGUUUUAUCACUUAAUGAGAGUUUAUUAUAUUCAUAGAAGCUGUGUUGAGAUUCAAAUGCUAAGUGGUCAGCUAGGCCCACUCAUCAUUUCAUUCCCCCAUCUCAGUUUACUCACAUUUCAAAUUUAUAAAUUACUUCAUGUAAUACUAUCAAUUUAGGUUUGCCCCAAAAUAAUUGAAAUAAUGAAUGCUAAACCUGUCAAUAUUUCCCAGUAACCGUAAGCACUAUACUGCAUGGGAGAGACACGUCAUUAGAAAGAGUUUUUUGUUAGUGCUUUGUGUGGUGUAACCUUUUUUUUGUACAGCCAUAAAGAAUUAACUCCAAAUAAAACAACAGAUUUUCUCCAAGAUAUCCUAAGAUCCCAGUAAUACCAAAGGACUUUGCCUAAAAUGGUAGGCUGUAAUGAAUCGGUAUAUGUCAUUUUUGGAUUUGUCAAAUUUCUAUACAGGAUCCUGCAAACAAUUUCCACCUGAAGUGUGGACGUUUUUAUCUCAUUUCCUAAGAGUAUGUAAACUUUUAAUCUAGCCAUUUGCCUUGCAGUAUAUGCCCUAAGUGCCACUCUGUGUUCCACAGUUCCAUUCAGGAGGCAGGUACCCUAUACCAUUGGUCAGCUGCCAUGGCCAGUUUUCAGUGAAAAUCUUAAGGUAAUCAAAUGGCCCAUUAAACUAUAACAUGGUGUCCCUUUAUUUGCUUUAUGUUCCUUUAAUAGAGUUGUUUGUAAAGUUCUUUACAUCUCAGAUAUCAGGAUAAAUCUAAAUGUUAAGUUUUCCCCCUGGCAAAUCAAAAGCUUGAAGCAUGAGCCUCAAGAGUUCUCAGCACCCUAUAUAAUAUGAAUUCUAGCUGGUGUUAAUACUAUGAAAAUAGUGUGUAGUUAGAAAAUUGAAGGGGAGAAGGAAUGUUCUUGACUUUGGUCUGAGUGGGUAUGAAAGUUUAUUCUUCAGUGGAUGAUGGAACUUGACUGGUGUGCAAAAUUUUAGUACAAACUUAUCUUUUCUAAUAAAAAUCUCAUUUUGAGAAUAUCAGCUAAUUUUACUCAGUAAUGAGUCUAAUUAUUAGGAAGUGCAAGGGUUUAUUUUUCACUUACAUAGCAACCUGUCAGGUACACAGGAUUUUUCAUAAAUACUCUCUAAUUAUCACAUUGUAGUUUGGAUAAGUAUAAAUAGUUGUUUCUGAAAUGGUUUUAGAGGUUUCCUCAUGGUUAGAAAUCAUAAGUUACGUGAUUACAAGUCAAAGUAUAAAAUUAAAACUGUUUGGAAAUAUCUUGGAAAAA